This is a messenger RNA of Megalobrama amblycephala (Wuchang bream), 3141 nucleotides long. RefSeq names its product mitochondrial antiviral signaling protein (gene mavs). The record is from RefSeq and is a predicted model, not a curated record. Lineage: Eukaryota; Metazoa; Chordata; Actinopteri; Cypriniformes; Xenocyprididae. Bases 339 to 2123 code for a protein of 594 amino acids. The transcript is spliced from 6 exons.
UGAAUGAUACAUAAUAAUGUUAUGGUUUUUAAAGUUGUUCCAUUCCAAUAACAUUCCAAAACUGGAGCACGGGAAAUACAGGAAAUAUGAGAAUUUAGUGGCGUUCUAUUGUAACAAGUUGAAACACAGUUCGGAGAUCCAAUGAAAAAGACAAACAGCGUGUGAUGACAGGGGAGGGUUGUGCUUUAAAUGCCUGACGGAAGACGUGUAAACGAAAGUGGCUCAAUCUGCGAAAGACUUCAUAGACUGACCUUCCUCUAGUCUAAAGGGGCUGAUUUGGAGUCCAGAUUCAGGGACACAAAGAAGAGCUGAAUUUGACGGUUUAAAGCAGCGCAAAAAUGUCAUUGACACGUGAACAAUUUUAUAACAAAGCGAUCAGGCCAAAUUUGGCUCGCUUUUCGUCAACGGUCAAAGUGAGAGAUAUAUUACCUCACCUGGCAUGCCUCACAAUCACUGAUAGGGAAGAGGUCGAAGCCAAGAGAGAAACUUCUGGAAACUUCACUGCUAUGCAGACACUUCUGGACAAUCUACGCAGACGAGAGAACUGGCCUGAUGAGUUCAUCACUGCACUAAGGAACUGUGAACAUAGGGAACUGGCUGAUGAGAUGAGCACUGCUUAUGACAGGAUCAGGGGAAUCACAAAUAAUGCAGCUCCUGCUGCUCCUGUGCCCAGACCUGCACCUGCUCUAGCUCCUUCUUUUUCUUCAGCUGGUGCCACAGCAACCGUAACCACAGCAACAGUUCAUACUGUCCCAGUAACCACUUCUCCUUUGCUGAAUCCACCUGCAGGGGACGUCCCAGCACAUUCAACUCCCCCUUCCAACAUUGCAGCCCCAGAACCAUCUCCUGCUCCUGUUCCCAAAGUUCCAGAGACCCAGCACGUGCAGAACAUUCCUACUUCAGUUCCAGCACCUUCUCUUGAACCAGUGUCCCAAGCUGAAAUUGCACCUGUGGUUGUUGCUCCUUCCCAAGCACCUCCCUCCGCUGUAGUCUCAGUCUCCAAAGUCCCAACCCACACUGGGCCAGCUGAGAACAAAACACCUGUUUUAGAUACUCCAGAUGGCUUGGAUUUAACAGACCAAACCACCACCUCCUCAUUAUCUGGUGAAACUGUCCUCUCCACCUCAAGUGCUCAAGCAUCCUCCUCAAACACCUCUCCAAUUCAAAUGACAAAGCCUUGCACCACCUCCCAGAGUUCUCAAAUGUCAGAGAAGAUCCAGGUACCAAUCACAGUCAAGGACACUGACACCUCUGAGAAGCUCCCUGUCCAAGACACUAAUCCUCCAUUGAGAGAGGAAAGGACAGUUCAGGAGCCUGAAGAGAUCUCUGACCCAACUGCAAACGAGCUCGUUCAGAGGAACAAUACAGUUGUAUUACCAGUUUUUAAUGGCCAAACAAAUUCGACUAGAACAGGUCAGGCAACAUCAUCCGCACCUACUGAGGAGGUUACACACCCUCCCUCUUCCAUCGAGCACGAAUAUUUCAGCAAACCUGGCACCCUUCAGUAUCCAGAACCCCAGCAGAACAGAGCAGAGCCUCUUCCUGCCAUGCCAGAAGAGCCUUGCUCAGUGGUUUCUGAUGAUUUGGAGAUCAGCCGAUCAAUAGAGUCUUCCACAGAACCUGGACGGUCUACUAGUCUUGCAGAGCAGACCUCCACUGCCAUUGCUUCCCUUGAUUCUGCCUCUUGGUGUGAGCCUCCACACAUUGCUGCUCCCUCGACUCCUAACCAGCCUGAGGAAGACCACUAUGAAUCUUUCUGUCCGAGUCAGACACUGGUCAAUGAAAUCCGGUACGCUGAGGAGCCACCUGCUGAAAAUUUGAAUGGUCAGCCACCAAGCAUGCUGCAACAUAGCAGAGUCAUCUCUGAGAACCAUAUUGGCACAGAAAAUGUAGUUCCUCUCAGUGAUCCACAUGGGCAUGAUUCAGAGACAUCAGACCGUAAGAAGUCAGCCUCCACCAACUACCAAGAGGAAGAAUCUAAUGCUAGGCCAGCAACUAUUCUACAGCCAGAGCUGAGAGAAGAGGGCUAUCAAGAGUUAUUCAGGAAAAACAACUACCAACUUGUUGCUGCUGCUGGGAUCGCUCUGUCUGCUGUUUUCUUGGCCUGGAAGCUCAAGCAUUAACUGAAAAGGUCUUAAAAGGAUACUUCACCCCCAAAAUGAAAAUGUUGUCAUUAUGUACUCUUGAAACCCAUAUAAACCCAAAUAAUAUUUUCGUGAUUAAGUGAAUGUCUGGGUUGGAUACAGGUUGGAACAGUGGAUAGCAACUGCUGCUGUCAAGUUUAGAAAAGGACAAAACGUAGCAUAAAAGUACUUCCUACGAUCUGUGCACUAUAUACCAAGUCUUUUAAAGCCACACAAUAGCUUGCGGUGAGGAACAAACUGAAAUUUUAGUUAAUCACUGAAAAUUUUGCCUUCUAUCCUACAUAACCUCUGUCACCAAACUCUUUUGUGGUUUCAUUCUUAUGUAUUUAUUCUCAUGUGUGUAUAUUUAGGCCUAUACAUAAUCCUUGUUUGCCAUGUGCCUUGUAUGACAGGGCCGAUAAUGAAUUGAACUGCCAUUGCACCAGUAAAAUCAGAUUCACUGCUAAUAAAUGAAGUGUCAUGUAGCUUUUAAGUAAUUUGGAAAACCUAGCUUGUCAGGUAUUAUAUAUUGAACAACAACUGGUUGUAUUGUCAAUUGUAAAACAUUGCAAGAAUAUAUCCUGUGUGUGACAGAACAUGAAUAUAAGGAGCUUUUGCAUAACCUCUGUUGAACAUUUAUAAAAAGCACUUGCUCAAGCAUUAUACAAUUGCUCCAACCCUCUCCAUUAAAGCUAAAUGCAAACAUAGCCAAGUGCCUAAUCCAAGUGUGGAGGGGGGAAAUCUGUUUAUAUGUAAGGGUUGUGUCUGCAGAAGUGUCUGUCUAUUUUGCAGUGUAGUUGAAUAGGAUAAAUUUCAUUUUUGCCAGAUGCAUUUAUCUUAAAUUGUAUUCAAUGUAUAUAUUUUUCAGUUCACUCUCUCCAUCAUUCAAACUCAUGUUCUUUGGGUUGCCUGCGGCAUUCGCUACCUUUUGAGAUGAAGAAAUGUUAUACGAUUCAUGCUAUUAGCAUCAAAUUACCUGUGUAAGAGUAACUGCAAGUAAACAUUAUGAAACUCUGAA